AUGAUACACAUGCAUAAUCCACUUAUUUACGUAACAUGGGGAAGGCCUUGAGUGUUGUUUGUUGCUCCGCGUUCUCAACCACACUUAAUAGUUGAAGGAUAUUUACGGUAUUCUGUGAUUGACAUUCAGUCGGACCGCUUAACUAUGCGUAGGAGGCGGGCUGAAGCGUCGCAUCUAGCCAAUCAGAGCGCUCGAAAGCGUGGGCGUUGGCGCAGGGUGCUAGAUGUUUGGUUGACGUUUGUUUUCGAAUAGGGGCCCCGUGUUGAAUUCAGCAUUGUGGAGUAGGGCAGAGUCAAACGCGAACCUUCGACUGGAUUUAAAGGAGCGGGAGCUCCAGUUACUGUGUACUCACUUACCACUUGUAAGCGAGUGUUUCAUGGCUUCAUUUCGCAGAGAUGGAUAUGGCAGGAUUUGAGAUUUUAGAAGAGGAGAAAAACAGCCAUACCCGAAUGUUUGGCUGAGGCAUUAUUGUUCUAGAACAAACUGUGUUGGUCACGUCAAUUUUUCUGCCAGAGACUAAUAAUAAGAACAAGGGAACUGUGGGAAGAGAGGUGGCAGAAAAGUUUCCACCAAGGAACCAGGGAUCUGUUCUCGGCAAUGCCUCAGCCUAGUGUCAGUGGAAUGGAUCCUCCCUUUGGGGAUGCCUUUCAAAACUACACUUUCGCUGACCAGGCACUAACCAGCACUGACCUGUUAGCCAACAGCUCUGACCCAGACUUCAUUUAUGAACUGGACAGAGAUAUGACCUGUCACCAGAGUUCUGGAGGAGACGUGUUUAAAGUUGAGGACUGCAAGGAGUUUGAGAGUAUGGAAAAUCUUCCAGAACUAAUAGACAAUGACCUAGCCUACAGCUCCAACUUUGAACAGUGGGAUACAUAUUGGGAAGACUUGACCAAGUACACUCGCCUCACCAGCUGUGAUAUCUGGGGCACUAAGGAGGUUGACUUUUUGGGCUUGGAUGAUUUCUCCAGCCCUUACCAAGAUGAGGAAGUCAUAAGCCGUACACCCACUUUGGCCCAACUCAACAGCGAGGACUCUCAGCCUGUGUGUGACAAUUUAUACCUUCCAGAUUCAUUGGCAGGCCAAAAGCAGACUGUUUUUCCUCCACAAGUGGUAAGUAAGAAGAUGGGCAGAACCACUGUUUCGGUCACGGGCACCUCCUCCAGCCACAGUACUUUGCCGGAUUAUGCUGAAGGUUCACAGAAGGCCACAUGGCCAGUGGCCUCAAGCACCGAGACUAUGGCAAAGGCCCAGAUGCAAGGGCCUAGCAGGGUUGCAUCUCCACAGCCAGAGAACACAGAUUAUGUACGCAAGGCCAAGGUUCGCAUUAGUGUACCACGCAAGCCCUUCCUAGAGAGUUGUGCUCAGCAGAUCACCGUGUCUGCCAGCUCCCCUCUUAUCAAAGAGCAUGAGUCAAGUGCUUCUUUGAUCAGUAAUGUCCAAGCAGCCACUAUUGACACUCCAUCUUCUCUGAUUCCCAUGGUUUGUGAGAAAAGAGUGGAAAUCUGUAAACGAGAAGCUCCAUGUGGCUCUACUCCAGAGGUGGGAUUGUUAAGAGGAAAGUCACCAAAACUUAACUUCCCUGUGGCUGGCAGCAGUGAAACCUUGCUCACUGUGAGUACCCUUGGAGCUGAUGCUAAUGCUGCCGCUGAGAAGAAGAAAGAAGAAGAGCACAACUACUCACUGUUUCUGACCAAGGCCAGGCUUGCAGGCAAAGCACCCACUGACAUGGAGGAAGACGAAGAUGAGGAAGAAGAUGAUGGGGAGGAGGAGGAAGAGGAGGAGGCAGAGGGGGUGGAAUUGGAUGAUGAAGACCAUGAUGAAGGAUUUGGCAGCGAGCAUGAACUAUCAGAAAAUGAAGAAGAAGAAGAGGAGGAGGAGGAAGAUGAUGACUAUGAGGGAGACAAAGAUGAUGACAUCAGCGACGCGUUCUCAGAGCCAGGAUGUGACGCUGACAUGGUAGAGGACGUUAAAGGUCUGACGGCUGGAAUUUCCAGAAAAAGGGGUAAACGCCGAUACUUCUGGGAAUACAGCGAGCAGCUUACCCCAUCUAAACAAGAACGUAUGCUAAAACCUUCUGAGUGGGACAGAGAAACCCUUCCAAGCAACAUGUAUCAAAAGAAUGGCCUGCAUCAUGGAAAAUACACACUAAAGAAGUCACGGCGGACAGACGUAGAGGAUCUCACCCCCAACCCACGGAAACUGCUUCAGAUUGGGAAUGAAUUGCGCAAACUUAACAAGGUGAUUAGUGACCUGACCCCUGUUAGUGAGCUGCCCCUGACUGCUCGUCCUCGCUCACGAAAGGAGAAAAACAAGUUGGCAUCCAGGGCCUGCAGACUCAAGAAAAAAGCUCAGUAUGAAGCCAACAAGGUCAAGCUGUGGGGUCUUGGCACAGAAUAUGAUCGUUUGCUGUUUGUGAUUAAUACAAUCAAAGAGGAGAUUGUGAACCGAGUUCAAAAUAACUCAAAUAACAACAGGACAAGCAUGGCAGAGAAGCUUGACAAGCUCAUAGAGGAGACACUAGUGCAGUCACCAGUAGCUGGCCAGACUUCAGACUUUGUGAACCAGAUCCUUGAGAAUACAGGCAAGGGUGACCCCACUGGUGGUCUAGUGGGACUGCGUGUGCCCACACUGAAAGUGUAGAGGCAUGCACAUAGUAUUUGGAAGCACACUCGAAGCCAUCCGCACCAUUCCUGUCUCACACUGUAACAGCCCAACACUCUGCAUGCCCAUGUCAACAGGAGAUGCUCAAAAUGCUUAAUGUGGAUACAUGCAUACGAACACCUGUCUGUCUGUGCAUACGUAUGUAUAUUUUCACGCACCUACAGAAAUCUCUGCACUCAGUAGUCUGGUUCCUUACCACGUGUGCAUGUGGCUGGUAAAAACCUCCAUCUGCAAGCCACCAUUUUGCAAAAUUCAAAAGCCAAUUUAUGAGAGACCUCCCAGAAUGUAUCGUCCUUUUAGAGAUGAAGAUGCAAUUGGUUCCUGCUGUAGCCAUUUUUUCCUUAUGUCCAGCAAAUGCCCCGUACUUGAUUCAGAAAGCAGAAAUGUUCUUUAGGGAAUAUAGUUACGCUAUGAUCCUUAAUUAAGACUCGUGAAUAGAAAAAGGACAUUUUAGAGAGAUUAACUUAAUGUUAUAUUUCACCAAGUCAUGUAAAAUUUUCAUCAUGAACUAAACCUCUGCUUUCCUCUAGUGUUGUGGCAUUUGCAGGACUAAACAAGUUACACCCUUAUAUACCAACUUUGACAAAGCCAAUACAAACACACACAUUUUUAAUCUACCUUAAUUGGAAACCAACUCAAAGAUUGAUGGUAGGUGUAUACAUUUAGGACAGGGAUACAACAUGACAAUUAGGAUAGGACUGGGCUUGAAUGUUCUGAUCCUUUUGUCUUGGUGGUCUCAGGGUGAAUAUAGAGAGAUUAUUGACUGACUGGAGCAGAUGGUCCAUUUAAAUCUUCCUUAAAUGGGAAGAACUAUUAUUUUGUACUGGUGACUCCACCCACUUAGAUCGAAGUGCCCUAAUAUCAAAUGAUCCUGGACGUUUUCCGAAGUCGCAUCGAAGGGGCUCAAAAGUUGAUUCCCUGACUCGGUCUUGUUCAUAUUUGUACUUAUUAAAAGUAAGAUUAAUUGUGCCUUGUAGAUGUUGAGGGGAUAACGAAUCUCACUUGAAAUCAAGUGGACUAUGUUUCAAGGAGAAAAAGAGCAUUGAGGCAAGUCAGACCUGCAGGUUUAUGUGUUUCAGCUUGAUAAAGAUACUCUGAAUGAAAGUAGGAACAUGGAAAAAUAUUGAUUUAUGCCACAGAGUCUGUGCUAGGUAAAAGAAGAUGGCUCUGACAAAUAUUUCUUUCCUCUCUCUAUUUUGGUACUUCAUUUAAGUGGAGUGUGUGGUGUGUGUGUGUGUGUGUGUGUGCGCGCGCGCGUGCGUGUGCGUUUUGGUUGGUUUAUUUUAAGACAACUAUUCAUAUAUUAAAUACGAAAAGGAGAUUUGCACACUAUAUUCUGAUUGUUUUGUUUUUGUACCAAAGACGCAUGCAACAUAAACUGGCAACUAGCCAGUUUAAGUAAGUUUUUGCACAGCUAACCUGACACCGUAUUGAAUGUAGGAAAAAAAAAAGUUGUAGGGUCAGGGAUUUUCAACGAACUGUGAAAUUUGCUUGGGUCCAAUUAUCUACAGAAAGAAGCAUUCGCAUCCUCCUAGAGCUCUUGUGUAGUUCUUGAGCUCUCAAGUUGAAAUGUUGCUUUGGAAACCUUUGUACUAGGAUCAAGCAGUUCAGUUUCCCACCAUUGCAAUUUUGUCCAUUAAUGCUUUUAAAACUGUAGAGUUGAAGAUGCUUUUGUAAUUGCAUAUGUAUGAUGUUAUAAGAGAACCAAAAUGCUCACUUUUAUUAAUAUUCUUUAAAUUUUUGGAGGAGAAUAAGCAUACUACAAAAACUUUAUUUUGCAUAUGUCGUGUGUAUAGUCCAUAAUUCAUGCAUACACACACUUGUAUUGAUUAAAAUGGUACCUUUUCAAUGGAUAUGUUAAUAAGCAUGACACAUUUCUAUAGCUUUAUAUUCAAUGAGUAACCUGGAAAUAAGAAAAAAAAAGACAUUCUCUGUAUUUUUGUAAUGGUUACCUUGAUGUUUGUUUAAUGUUCUAUGAACAUAUCUAUAAACCCUUUUGGAGAAAGGCUAUGAUAAAUUUAUCAUCAGCACCUAAUACUCAAAACUAUUUCAAACUUGGACCCAGUCAUAGGCUCUUCUUUGUUCAUACCUAAAAGAGUGCUCAUACUUUGAGGCAGGAAAGCAUUCUGAGAGCUUUGUAGUUGCACCAUAAUGGCUAGCUGCUGCACCUUCAUACUUGUCCAGCGUGAAAAGCUACUGCACUUCCCAAUGCAGAACUGCAUGUUAGCUGGGGGGAAAGCUUUGAUUGAUAGUCAUGGUUUGUCUUUGGGUGUUUGUGAAUUCUUAUUUUUGAUUAAAUUAAAGAAGGGAGAAUAUUUUCCUCUACAACCCCUACUAUAUUUAAGCUAAAGAUUUUUCGUACACCAUAGUAGCUCCUAGUUGUUUAUUUGUUUGUUUUUCAUUUGGCAAUGUAGUAGAUUUUGUAUAUAUCAUUCAUGUUAGAGGCUACUGUAAUUUGCAGUGUUCUCUUUAUACAUAGAAAUGAGAUCUAUAUUUAUCGUGUGUGUGUUCUAUAUCUCACACACACAAGCAUACUAUAUUACAUGAGAUAUAACUAAAGCACUUUGUCUAGACAAAAAGAAAAAAAGAGGAAAAAAAAGCAUUCUUUUCCUUCCAUCUGCUGCUAAACUGGCCUUGUUUGAAUGCUGCAGUGAGUACUUGACUUUUACCAUCUUAACCAAGACAGGUUGACGGUGAAGUCUUGAAAGGACAGGCCCCUGUGUGACAAGUCAAGCGUCACAAACUCCAUUUGCCUUUAGUAGACAUUUCCUAUGGAAAAGUGCAAAUCCUGCUUUGUGUUCUUCUUCAGGUUGAUGUACAGUAUUGACAUGUUCUCCCUGGGCAUUGCCAGAGGUGAAUAUUAUCAAUAAUUUUUUUAAGUAAUUUGUACUUAAUGGGGGAAAUCUGAGGUGUUUUGAUGAAGUGUCAGCUUCUUAUUAGUGGCUCAGAAAAAAAAAAAAACUAUAUCGCUGUACUGUAAGGCAAAUCUUUUUGCCAUAGGGAAUUAAUCAGACUACAUCCUUUUUGCCUUUUCAAAUACCCAUCCAUCCUUGAUGGAAAGCAAGGCUCUAAAAGCUUUGUUGCUAUGACAACUUAUCCUGGCCUUCGUCGUGCCAUCUUGAACUAAAGCUUCUUAGCCAGGCAUUGGCUCUGAGUAGUUAUGACCAAUUUGUAAUUAAAAAAGAAAAUGCACAAAAAAAAAACAACCACCACUUGGCAAGUGGCAAUGAGCAUGGGGAUUUAAGGUGGAGGUGCAUGUUUAAAAGUCAGUCGCCUGUUGUAGUGGGAAAAUGUGUUUGUCUUUGACUUUUUUUUUUUCAAUUUUAUUUCAGGUUCUUGAGUUUGAUGCGACAUUGUGCGUUUAAGUGUUUAACUCGGAGACUCUGUGGCAUUCGAACAGUUAAGGAAAUGGAUGUUAUUUAAAGCCAGUAAAAAAUUUUUGUUGUUGUUUUUGUUUUUUAAACUAACACGUGAAAAGAGCUGUUGCAUCAUUUUAAUUUUACAUAUAGUUUAAGUUAGAGUUAAUAAGGGGCCUCUGCUGCAAAUCUGGUUAAUUAAAUGAAAAUCUGAAAUAUUUCUGAUCUUCAAAACAUGUACAUUAUUUUACUACACACAUCUUUUAAGCUGGAAUAUAUUUAAAAUACCAAUUGAUUUAGUUAAGUACAUAGCAUUUAUUUUGCAUGUGUUCCUUCAUUGUAUUUGCUUCAUACUUCAACUGAUACUGCUUUUUCAAGAUAAAAAAUAAUGAUCCAACCAGCAAUUUGCUGUUUUGUUUAUGUUGAUGUAUUGGUUUUUGCAUAUUAUCCUGAUUCUCAGUUACCAUUUCAACUUUAUUAUUGCCAGAUUGCAACCUUAAGAUGAGUAAGCUAGCUAUUGAAUCCAAAUUGUGCUUCUAUUUGUUGUCUGCACUAUAUAAAAAUUAAAUAAAUGAAUGUUUGGGUUGAAGCUGCUUAAUAAUUCUGUAAAAUUGUACAGAAAAUCAGUAACCAUUCCUUGUUCUGUUUGACUUGUGUGAGCCCACUUCCUAACUAAAAUAUUAUUGUUUUAAAUAUUUGCCACUGUAUUUGUACAAAGAAUGGCCAGUUGGAUCCCUGUAGAAAGUUACUGAAACAUAUUUGCAUAAUUUUCCAAAAUGGCUACAGUACGCAUUUGAAAAGCUAGAUGUUUGCAUUCAUGUGUUUUCGUUUUCAUUUGUAUAAUUUUGGCAUGCCUGGUUUUUGUAAAUAUAUGUCCUGAGCAUGUGAGAAACAUUGCUCCAAGUGGUGCAUUUUGUAUGUCUUUGUAAAAUGGAACAGUGCUUUAGCUUUCAGUUUUCCCAGUAAAGAAAUGUUUGGACCUUUUUGUUUUUACUAAGAAAUUGUAUCUAAUAAUGUUCAGGUUAAGUUGUUCCUUAUGGUGGCCAUAACUUGCUAUUAAAGAAUGAUAAAUGGUUGAGAGCAUUUGACAAACAUUUUAUGAGAAGCAGCGUGUCUUAUUGUUGCUAAAUAAACAUGCCCAUUCUAGUCUGUUUAACCUA
Messenger RNA from Neoarius graeffei (lesser salmon catfish), 7180 nucleotides. It is a transcript of the gene crebrf, whose product is annotated as creb3 regulatory factor. Gene Ontology annotation, cellular component: nucleus. The transcript is spliced from 9 exons. NCBI's taxonomy places the organism in Eukaryota, Metazoa, Chordata, Actinopteri, Siluriformes, Ariidae. Gene Ontology annotation, molecular function: RNA polymerase II transcription regulatory region sequence-specific DNA binding; DNA-binding transcription factor activity, RNA polymerase II-specific. The record is from RefSeq and is a predicted model, not a curated record. Gene Ontology annotation, biological process: response to unfolded protein; regulation of transcription by RNA polymerase II. Bases 598 to 2643 code for a protein of 681 amino acids.